GGAGAGGGGGAAAUCGACGCUUCAGGAUAUAAAGACUGAACUGCGCCACUCCGACAGCAUUCGCUACGAAAGCAUCCUCACAAGUAUUAUCCUGCUAGAAAAUGACUGGUCGUGGUAAGGGAGGUAAAGGAUUGGGAAAAGGAGGUGCCAAGCGGCACAGGAAAGUUCUCCGUGAUAACAUCCAGGGAAUAACGAAGCCCGCUAUUCGUCGUUUGGCUCGGCGUGGUGGAGUGAAACGUAUCUCGGGACUCAUCUACGAAGAAACUCGUGGAGUUCUGAAAGUGUUUCUUGAAAACGUUAUUCGGGAUGCGGUCACCUACACCGAACACGCCAAGAGGAAGACAGUAACUGCAAUGGACGUCGUCUAUGCGUUGAAACGCCAGGGACGCACUCUUUACGGAUUCGGAGGUUAAAACAGCGACUUCUGAAACCGAGACCACCAAACGGCCCUUUUCAGGGCCAACAAAUAUUUUUUGCAAGUUCGAAGAGUCGCUAGUACAUGAUGCACUUCUACGAGAAUACACGUUCAUUCCAUGCGCCAAUAUCUCGCAUCAUCCAUCAUCUUCUGAAUUAUUCGGCAUGCUAGUUGCCCAGUUUAGUACGAAUUGAACUACUGAG
This is a messenger RNA of Athalia rosae (coleseed sawfly), 618 nucleotides long. Its product is annotated as histone H4. The transcript has a single exon. Gene Ontology annotation, molecular function: structural constituent of chromatin; protein heterodimerization activity; DNA binding. Bases 102 to 413 code for a protein of 103 amino acids. Gene Ontology annotation, biological process: nucleosome assembly. The record is from RefSeq and is a predicted model, not a curated record. NCBI's taxonomy places the organism in Eukaryota, Metazoa, Arthropoda, Insecta, Hymenoptera, Athaliidae. Gene Ontology annotation, cellular component: nucleosome.